Messenger RNA from Eruca vesicaria subsp. sativa (arugula), 560 nucleotides. The record is from the annotation of a GenBank genome assembly. NCBI's taxonomy places the organism in Eukaryota, Viridiplantae, Streptophyta, Magnoliopsida, Brassicales, Brassicaceae.
CUCGGAGGAGAACAAUGGCUUCGACGGCGACUACAACUGAUUUCUUCAAGCCGUUCCUCUCUCCCUUCUCCAAUGGGAACAAGGCGCAACAAAGUAGUAGUAGACAGAACAACGUGGCGUGGUUGAAUCAGAAGAACCCUAACAGGUCUCUUCGUGUUAAUGGGUUGUUCGGAGGUGGAAAGAAGGACAAUAACGAGGACAAUGCACAAUCAAAGGCAGGGAUACUUGGUAAUAUGCAGAAUCUGUAUGAGACUGUGAAGAAAGCUCAAAUGGUUGUCCAAGUUGAGGCUGUUCGUGUCCAGAAGGAGCUUGCUGUUGCUGAGUUUGAUGGUUACUGUGAAGGCGAGCUUGUCAAGGUUACAUUAUCUGGUAACCAGCAACCAAUCCGCACUGAUAUCACUGAUGCAGCUAUGGAGUUAGGUUCCGAAAAACUAUCACUACUAGUUACAGAAGCAUACAAGGAUGCACAUGCAAAGAGUGUACUGGCUAUGAAAGAAAGAAUGAGUGAUCUAGCCCAGAGCUUAGGGAUGCCACCAGGUCUCAGUGAUGGAUUAAAGUAA